This is a messenger RNA of Oryctolagus cuniculus (rabbit), 4112 nucleotides long. It is a transcript of the gene SKOR2, whose product is annotated as SKI family transcriptional corepressor 2. Gene Ontology annotation, cellular component: cytoplasm; transcription regulator complex; nucleus. The record is from RefSeq and is a predicted model, not a curated record. Gene Ontology annotation, biological process: negative regulation of BMP signaling pathway; negative regulation of transcription by RNA polymerase II. Gene Ontology annotation, molecular function: DNA-binding transcription factor activity, RNA polymerase II-specific; RNA polymerase II cis-regulatory region sequence-specific DNA binding; SMAD binding. Lineage: Eukaryota; Metazoa; Chordata; Mammalia; Lagomorpha; Leporidae.
UUCAGAGACAGAGAAAGGCGCUGUCAGACUGCGCUCCACUUGGGGCUCGCCUGCCGCGGGUUUCCGAGCGCCCACACUUUUCUGCGGUCGGGGGAACCCUCAGCCACAACCCAGGCGGUCAUUCUUCCCGGGCCGGGUUCGAACGCCAUUAGCUCCCACACGCGCCGGGACCUUCGCGCGGAGCCCGCCGGAGUCCUGCCCGCUGGAUUCGAGGACCCGCUUGGAUGCUUCGUCUCCGAGCGCCCUCGGAAGAUGGGCGGGCAGCCACGCGCCUAGAGGCACCGAGGGCUCACCAGUCUCCCAGGCACACCCGGAGGGCUCGGCCCGGGGUCGCGCGGCGGUGGAGAUGGCUUCCAGCCCGCUACCUGGGCCCAACGACAUUCUGCUGGCGUCGCCGUCGAGCGCCUUCCAGCCGGACGCGCUGAGCCAGCCGCGGCCGGGUCACGCCAACCUUAAGCCCAACCAGGUGGGCCAGGUGAUCCUUUACGGCAUUCCCAUCGUGUCGCUGGUCAUAGACGGGCAGGAGCGCCUGUGCCUGGCGCAGAUCUCCAACACGCUGCUUAAGAACUUCAGCUACAACGAGAUCCACAACCGCCGCGUGGCGCUGGGCAUCACGUGCGUGCAGUGCACGCCCGUGCAGCUGGAGAUCCUGCGGCGCGCCGGGGCCAUGCCCAUCUCGUCGCGCCGCUGCGGCAUGAUCACCAAGCGCGAGGCCGAGCGCCUGUGCAAGUCGUUCCUGGGCGAAAACAGGCCGCCCAAGCUGCCCGACAACUUCGCCUUCGACGUGUCGCACGAGUGCGCCUGGGGCUGCCGUGGCAGCUUCAUCCCCGCACGCUACAACAGCUCGCGCGCCAAGUGCAUCAAGUGCAGCUACUGCAACAUGUACUUCUCGCCCAACAAGUUCAUCUUCCACUCGCACCGCACGCCCGACGCCAAGUACACGCAGCCCGACGCCGCCAACUUCAACUCGUGGCGCCGCCACCUCAAGCUCACCGACAAGAGCCCCCAGGACGAGCUGGUGUUCGCCUGGGAGGACGUGAAAGCCAUGUUCAACGGCGGCAGCCGCAAGCGCGCGCUGCCACAGCCCGGCGCGCACCCAGCCUGCCACCCGCUCAGCUCCGUCAAAGCGGCCGCCGUGGCCGCCGCCGCCGCUGUGGCCGGGGGCGGGGGCCUGCUGGGCCCGCACCUGCUGGGCGCGCCCCCGCCGCCGCCUCCGCCGCCGCCCCUGGCCGAGCUGACAGGCGCGCCGCACGCGCACCACAAGCGGCCGCGCUUCGAGGACGACGACGACUCCCUGCAGGAGGCGGCCGUCGUGGCCGCCGCCAGCCUCUCCGCGGCCGCCGCCAGCCUCUCGGUGGCCGCGGCCUCUGGCGGCGCCGGGGCGGGCGGAGGAGGUGCGGGGGGCGGCUGUGUGACUGGCGUCGGCGUCGGCGCCGGGGCGGGGACGGGCGCGGCGGCCGGCGCCAAAGGCCCGCGCAGCUACCCGGUCAUCCCGGUGCCCAGCAAGGGCUCGUUCGGGGGCGUGCUGCAGAAGUUCCCGGGCUGCGGGGGGCUAUUCCCGCACCCCUACACCUUCCCGGCCGCCGCCGCCGCCUUCGGCUUGUGCCACAAGAAGGAGGACGCGGGCGCCGCGGCGGAGGCCCUGGGGGCCGCGGCCGCCGGUGCGGGCGGCGCGGGCGCAGCGCCCAAGGCCGGCUUGUCUGGCCUCUUCUGGCCCGCAGGCCGCAAGGACGCCUUCUACCCACCCUUCUGCAUGUUCUGGCCACCGCGGACCCCCGGCGGGCUGCCCGUGCCCACGUACCUGCAGCCGCCGCCUCAGCCGCCCUCGGCUCUCGGCUGCGCGCUGGGGGACAGCCCGGCCCUGCUGCGCCAGGCCUUUCUGGACCUGGCCGAGCCCGGCAGCGCGGCGGGCAGCGCCGAGGCCGCGCCGCCGCCGCCGCCGCCACCGCCGCCGGGCCAGCCACCUCCGGGGGUAGCCAACGGCCCGGGCUCCGGCCCACCGCCUCCGGCCGGGGGCCGCGACGCGCUCUUCGAGUCGCCCCCGGGCGGCAGCGGCGGGGACUGCAGCGCCGGCUCCACGCCGCCCGCGGACCCCGGCGCAGCGUCCGGGGCAGGGGCUGCGGCCGCCGGAGCGGGCCCCGCGGGCGCCCGGGUGCCCGCACCCCACCACCCGCACCUUCUGGAGGGGCGCAAGGCGGGCACCGGAGGCUAUCACCACUCGAGCGCCUUCCGCCCGGUGGGCGGCAAGGACGACGCGGAGAGCCUGGCCAAGCUGCACGGGGCGUCGGCGGGCGCACCGCACUCGGCCCAGGCGCACCACCACCACCACCACCACCACCACCCGCACCACCACCACCACCACCACCCCGCGCAGCCGCCGUCGCCACCGCUGCUGCUGCUGCCCCCGCAGCCCGACGAGCCGGCCUCCGAGCGCCAUCACCCGGCUCCGCCGCCGCCGCCUCCCCCGCCGCCGCCGCCCCCGCCGCUGGCCCCGCAGGCGCACCCCCGGAGCCUGCUGUCCCCCGGGGGCACCAGCUGCAGCUACCCCAGCGAGGACAGCUCGGAGGACGAGGACGACGAGGAGGAGGAGGAGCAGGAGGUGGACGUGGAGGGCCACAAGCCCCUGGAAGGCGAGGAAGAGGAGGAGGAAGGUCGAGACCCUGACGACGACGAGGAGGAGGAAGACGAGGAGCCGGGGGUUCUCCUAGGGGACCCCUUGGUCGGGGGCGGCCGCUUCCUGCAGGGCCGAGGGCUGUCGGAGAAGGGCAGCAGCCGGGACCGCGCGCCGGCCGCCGCGGGCGCCUUCCCGCUCGGGCUCAACUCCUCGCGGCUGCUGCAGGAGGACGCCAAAGUGGGGGACCCGGGCGGCGCGGACCUGCCCCCGCCGCCGCCGCCGCCGCCCCUGGCCCCGCAGAAGGCGAGCAGCGGCGGCAGCAGCCCGGGCAGCCCCGGCCACCACCCGUCCCUGGAGGAGCAGCCCUCCUACAAAGAUAAUCAGAAAACUAAGGAAAAUAACCAAGUGAUUGUAUCCACAAAGGAUGACAACAACUUUUCAGAUAAGACCAAGGAGCAUAGCUUUUUCAUCACAGACUCCGACGCUUCGGGAGGAGACUUUUGGAGAGAAAGAUCAGGUGAACACACACAAGAAGCCAGCUCACCUCAUUCACUCAAGAAGGAUGUAGAAAACAUGGGGAAAGAAGAACUUCAGAAGGUUUUAUUUGAACAAAUAGAUUUACGGAGACGACUGGAGCAAGAAUUCCAAGUGUUAAAAGGAAACACAUCUUUCCCAGUGUUCAAUAAUUUUCAGGAUCAGAUGAAAAGGGAACUAGCCUACCGAGAAGAAAUGGUGCAACAAUUACAGAUUAUACCCUAUGCAGCAAGCUUGAUCAGGAAAGAGAAGCUUGGUGCCCAUCUCAGCAAAAGCUAAAAGGUGCACAGAAACACUUACUCUGUUCUCUUGUAAGAUACAGCCUGCCAUGGAGCACUUCCGACCUGCAUACGGACUGCACAUUGAAAGGGCUUGGGAAUCAAAUACAAAAUCAGGUUCGCGAGAACCCAAGGACAAGUGACCUCAGAGCAGCAUGGACAACCAUGUAAAAUAGACUGUAGCAGCCAUUCAUUAGUGGGGGGAGGGGGGAGCCACCCAGAGCAGUCAAUGCUUGUCGCAUCUUUUGGUGGAACCAAAGUUGGAGUCUUUGUGUUUUUUAAAGGACAAGUGAACCCAGAGCGUGGGAAGUGCUGUCAGCCAACCGGGGUGGGAAUCCAUGGAUGGUCCCAGGUGGUGUCAGUGCCACACACAUGGAGAGAGCAGCUUCAUCAGCUGUCUUUCACUCUUGAAGAAGCAAUUCUUGGUAGAAAGAAAACACAAGAUCUGGCCUGCGCGUGGGGAUCGUGUAUGGACAGCUGGUGAGGCAUCCUGUACAAACCGGCUUUUCAUAGCAAGCUAGACGUGGCCCCUUCCUCGCUGGUACUUUGCCUGCUGUAUGAAUGAAGAUUGUAUUCCUCUGGAAAUAUUUUACAGUUUAAUAUUGAGUAUAAUUAAGAAUAUAAUCAUGUUAUCAAAAAUGGUAUUUAACGCUGUUGUAGUUUCUUUAACAUUCAUGUGGAUAAAA